Messenger RNA from Lactuca sativa (garden lettuce), 711 nucleotides. Its product is annotated as cytochrome c. The record is from RefSeq and is a predicted model, not a curated record. Gene Ontology annotation, molecular function: heme binding; electron transfer activity. NCBI's taxonomy places the organism in Eukaryota, Viridiplantae, Streptophyta, Magnoliopsida, Asterales, Asteraceae.
CUAAAUUUCUCUUUUCGAUACAUAAAAACCACAUCUAUUCUCCGCCCUUUUGAAACCCCCAAUUGCUCUCGCUCUUUCUCCGUCGCUCUUUCUUUCACGUCUUUUACGAAAUCUACCAUCGGUGAUUCGAUCUAUACAGAUUGAUGGCGUCGUUCGCGGAGGCUCCAGCCGGAAACGCCACCGCUGGCGAGAAGAUCUUCAAGACUAAAUGCGCUCAAUGUCACACCGUCGAGAAAGGCGCCGGACACAAACAAGGACCCAAUCUUAAUGGACUAUUUGGAAGGCAGUCUGGAACCACUGCUGGAUACUCUUAUUCAGCUGCUAACAAGAACAAGGCUGUCAAUUGGGAGGAAAAUACAUUGUAUGACUACCUGCUGAACCCCAAGAAGUACAUUCCCGGAACAAAGAUGGUUUUCCCAGGACUGAAAAAGCCACAGGAGCGCGCAGAUCUUAUUGCAUACCUCAAGUCAUCGACCGCAUAAUUUUUUUCUUUUAUGUUUUAACACCAUUUUAAAGUUUUUUUCUUGAUGAUUUGAGGUGGUUGGUUGGUUAUAAGGGGAUAAAUUUGGAUUAUCUUUUCUGUGAAGAAUAAGGGGAGAGGACAUUCAUCAUCUUUCAUUGCUCCUUAAAAUUUUGAGCACUGCUUUAUUCAUUUGGCAAGAGAUUGCCUUAUUCAUCAUCAUUCUAUAUAAUGUUUGUUAACUUAUCAUA